CAAUGACACCACAGAGGUAGACACAACUGCUCUACACAUACUUACUAGUUAAGGCAAACUAAGACUACUGCCGCAUACUAGUAGAAACAAAAGAUGUCUUCCUCGUCCAGCAUGUCCGAGGAUCAAUACAAGUCACCGCGCGGAGGUCAAAACGAAGACGUGCCUCCGACGAAAAGCGAUGAGGUGCCUCCUACGACACUCUUUUAUGAAGAGAGGGGAUAUUGUCGAGAAUGUUGAUCCAGUUCGUUGCUAAGACAAAUUGAGAAUCAAAACGAUGAGCUCAUAACACCUUUCUCUCAGAGUAAGUACAAAAUAGGACUAUGCCAAUUAGAGGUCAAAAAUCCUUCUAGUUCAUGAAACACCACAACAAGCACUAGGUAAAAACUCUUGUCUAAUUCUUGCAAGUAGAGGUUAGAACGCAUGAUGAGGAGGAAGAUGCCGAAAAAGAGACGCAAAAGGUGGAAGACGAGGGAGCGCGAGCUGUGCAAGAGCUAGAGGAAUACCAAGAGGAAUUACAAAAUGCAUCAGGUCAAAAUUUUGUUAUGGAUUCACUUUUCACGUAACUAACAUCUACGCUAACGCUAGCUUGAAGCAAGUUGGAGUUGAACAGAAAGUAGUAGAAUGGUUCCCUGUGAUGUGCCUUGAUACAACUAGAACCACAACAGCUACAUCAACUAUUGGAGGUGAAUUUCUAGUGGGUCAUGUUGACGCGAAAGGUGGAUUUCCGUCAGAUUUUGCCUUCUAAUCUCAGCCGAAACCCAUUAGUGAAGAAGUCCAACAGCUUUCCACUGGCGACCCGGUCGUUUCCGAUAGCUUGGAUGUCAGCGGUUGUAGAAAGAGCAGAAAAUCUGAAGGGCUCGGAUGUGGACUUGGAGUUGAAAAAGGUGCUGAAAGAACCAGGCGCAGCGUUUUCCAAGCGCAAGGACAAAGCUGUCUUUUUUUGUGCUGUCAUGGGGAUGCUCUUCCUGACUUUUUUAGUCUUCGGAGAUUACAAUUAUGACGUUGUAAGUACUGUAGGAGGUGAUGAAGAAGCAAGCUUGUUCGUUGUAGUCGUUCUUUCAUCGCAUAUUAUCAUUAUCUGUCACGCUUCAACAAAAAUGUUAGUGUUAUUCAACUGACCGACCGGAUACAACUUAUUAGUCCCAUACAAGUCGUACUUAUGCACUAUGCUGAAAACCUGAAACGGCUCGAGCCUUCUAGCUUGACCACUCGUUGAGGCGUGCCACUGCCACCAUGAUUCAUAACUCUAACUCACGUGGCUCUAUUUCUAUGUUUGGACAGCGGGAUACUUUGUUUUGGUGCCUUGGCGAUUCUACGACUACUGGGUGACAAAGUACUUACAAUAAAUUAUAGUUUCUUUAUUUAGUUCCUUGGCCCUGCUGCGCGUCUUCACCGCGGUCUAUUAAAGAAGAUUGCCCAGAAGUCUUGUUACAUACAGAAGUGUCACUCACUGGCUACUACAUUCUAGAAAAAUUUAAGAUUGUAGAUGCCCACUAAAAUAAAUCUAACUCAACAUCUUUCCUCAGGUGGAUGUUUGUCGACAUCCCACAUCAAAAGUAGAUCUAACUCAACAUCUUUCCUCAGGUGGAUGUUUUUCUAUGUCGACUUCUGCUAUUUUGCGAAUGCGAUUCUUCUUCUGUAUGUAUGGGUGUUUCCCGAUGUUCCAGAGCUAUUCAUAAUUUCCUUUUGCUGUUCGUGCCAGCAAGUGACGGGGAUACCGCUGUACCGAAAUUCUCUGGUCUUUCAUUCCUUGCAGAAGCUGAUCUCGUUGUACCUGCAUUUUUGCCCCUUCCUUUAAGGCUACAGCCGCGUUCGUAUACUCUCUCAAAGUCAUAGUACGCCAGCCGCUAAAGUCUGCCACAUCGGAUGGUAGGCCCCAACCUAACCUAAGCUAACCUAACGUGUACUCUCUCAAAGUCAUAGUACUCAUCUUGAUAGAAGACUACUUCUUGGCGGCGGACUUGUUAUGUUCUUCUUGAAGCCUAUUAGCAACGACAAGGCACGACCAAAGAUCAUGAAGAUUUUGCUAGCUCUAGACCUACUUUAUAUUUGCUUACAAAUAUGGGCGUACUACUCCAACACACCUACUACAACAGACUUGGUACCCACUUUACUCCCCUCUAAGAGGAAGUGGUCUUCAUGAUCCGCCACUACCCGUUGCAACUGGAAUACGGUCCCGCGUUGUCAGGCUUCUUCUCAACAGACUACCAUUACGAGACAAAGGCAGAACUAGGCUCGGCAACACAAGUUUCCGCCAGUUCACCAUCGAGUGGCCAGACAGUAUCAUCUGAUAAGGUGCAGCUCGUGACUUCUGGGACAUCUCAGCAUGACAAAGCGUGGCUCGUGAAGCACGAAGAUGAGGCAUCCAUGGGAGACGUUUUUCGCGGGAAGCGGUUCGGAUUCGUGAUUCCAGACGAGUUGACAAUGUUAAGAGUUGAGCUCGUCAUUUCAUGGUCUCUAUGUAUCUAUUUGAUUUCUUUAAAUUUGAGUCAUAACAGCUUACAGCACAUCGUCCCAACUACCCCUUUCCCACUCAUUUCAAAAAAAGCUUUUAGAACACCCUUCUAAUACCUGGUGAUGCAUUCACGUGGCCCUUCGUUUUUUUCGCGCUGCAUCAGUCCUUUCAUUACAUCUUCCUCAAUUUCAUCUGCCCAGUGCCGAAAGAUCCGAUUUACUACACGUCUUACAGGUACAACUAUUUCAGUUGCAAAUUUAUGGUCGUCCUCUAGAAGAACGAAGUAGUUGUAUCAUCCAUCACCAUCUCUGUACUUAUGUAUCAUUUAUACGUUAAUAUGAAUACAAUCCUGCUCACUCUCCAACCACAUCAUCAUCAUCAUCCUCAUCAUCAUCAUCAGCAGCAUCAUCAUCAUCAUCAUCAACCAAAAAAUACAGACACUUGACGACGAUGAAGGGCAGCCCAUUUCAGGGACUUCCAGGUGGAAAAAAAUGGGUCCCAAUUUGGUACGCGGCAGCGAGUGUGACACUCUGCUUAUGAUGUAGUUGGGUAGUAGUACGUAGAAGAAGAAGACGUCGUCAGGGAAAUCAUCUAAGCCAUGUGGUGGCUUAUGAAUCCACAAAUAGUAAAUGGUAAUACAUCGAUCUUUCUAUGAUUAUGGUAUCGCUUCCUCAUCAAAAGAAAUUGAGGUUCUUCUAAUCCUCGUGAUGUUCUUAGCCCCGACUCCACUUUGGUACGCGUCACCGGAAGCCAUGCUGUUCUUUGGCGUCGCAAUGCUCUCGCGUGGUGUGUGGAACGGCGGCAGCUGGUACAUCGAAGUUUUCGGAAAAAACUAUUCUUAUGCUGCAGGGCUUAUUUAGAAAUGUGUUUUGUUUUUGUAGAUUAUUCUCUAAGUAGAAAUUUGUUUCGUAAAGAGCGCACUGUCCCGCAUUUUUAUGAUUCUUUUUCCUGUGAGGUGUUUGUCAUUCUUUGACUAGUUGUACAGGAGCUUCUUUUGAGAUGAGUAACAAACGGGUCUGCAGUAGCUCUAACAUCGAGGAGAGAAAAAACCAGGUGAGAAAAAGCCUGGUGAGAAAAAGUCGGGUGAGCAGAGGAAGGCUCCCAUCUCAGAACCGGGAGUUGCUGCGCCAACCGAAACGAAAGAGAAAGAGGUUGAGAGCAAAUAGAGUUUAGCACGAUUUCAUCCGCAUAAGGUUGAAAAUUUGCUUUGAAUAUCAGAGUUGUACCUCACAAUUGCAAUCUAGUGUAGCGAUCUUCAUCUUCAUGUAGGAAUAAAUGUAACGAAUUCAGCUAUCAAGUUGAAGUUGCAAGUACUACAACAGCGUUCAACGAAAUGCACCAAAGGCAAGCAAAAAUCCAAUACAAGUAAAUGUACCAAGACCAAGCUGAGGUCCUCAAAAACGAAAAGUAUAAUCAUGUAGAUUUAAUUAGACUCAGUGGGAGCACACAAGUAGUAGUACUAGUUUCCCGUGGAAUCCGAAUCAUCAAUUCUUCAGUAAAAAUGCAAUUUAUGGUACAGUUUCAGUUAUUCAAAUGUUACUUAAGUAGAGAGCUAGAGCUUGAGUUAGAAAAAUGCCAAAAUUUUCCAUCCUGAUUGAUCAAUGUUCAUGAGCCGUCCAUCUACGAUGAAAGUGUAAAAGGCCAUCGUGCUCACUUCAUUUUCAGUCACCAUCUCUCUUCCGGUUCCCCAUGCACAGAAUUUUUUUCUCGCGGAUUGCAAGUGUAGGUCGGAAUGAAAACACCAUCACGCCAGUCAACAUUGAUAGAAGACAUCAGAUUUUGACGGUAGUCCGAUCAUCUUCACCGACAAGGACAGAGAGGAAAUGAAAUGAGUCAAAUCACCAGAAGUCUUUCUUUUAAUGUUAAGAAAUCACUACGUUGUAAUGAGAUGUUGAACUUGUGAUGAACUCCUACACGCUCAAAAUGGAGGAGGU
Messenger RNA from Amoebophrya sp. A25, 4389 nucleotides. NCBI's taxonomy places the organism in Eukaryota, Dinophyceae, Syndiniales, Amoebophryaceae. The record is from the annotation of a GenBank genome assembly.